AAGAUGUGUGACUGUGACCGUAUGAUAGGUGGGCGAAAAUAUCUCGGAAAUAAGUAAAACUUCGAUUUUAGUAGUAAAUUUCUAGUCAUAUUCUAUAAUCCCCAUACCUUCUCAUCUCUGCACCGUCAAGAAAAUAAAUGGCAGACGAACCAGAUACAUACGACGCUCAGAAGGAAGCUGCUGAGCAAGCUACACUCCCAUACAAAUGGUCUCAGACUAUUUCUGAUUUGGAUAUCACCGUUGAUCUCCCUGCUGGCAUACGUGCGAGAGAUCUCAGCAUUAUUAUUAAAAGGCGUAAACUUAGUAUCGCUAUUAAAGGCUCUGAAGCUAUAGUAGACGGCACAUUAUUCGCAGAUAUCAAAGAGGAGGAUUCAACUUGGUCUGUUUCUGAUGGCAUGCUAAAUGUACACUUUGAGAAGGUGUCACAAGCUGCAUGGUGGCCUUGCGUAGUUGAGGGCGCCCCCAGGAUCGACACUAAGAGAAUCGUCCCUGAAAAUAGCAAACUUAGCGACCUUGACGGCGAAACACGUGCUAUGGUUGAGAAAAUGAUGUUUGACAAUCGUCAGAAGGAGAUGGGUCAACCAACGUCUGACCAGCUUAAGCAACAAGAGAUGCUUAGCAAAAUACAAUCAGCCAACCCAGAUAUGGACUUUUCGAAAGUUCAAAUGCAGUAGUUGUGGAAUAGGAAAAAUUUCAUACGCUCAAACGCCUUUUUAUGAUGUAAAUAAUGCAUUAACAAAGAAUCAAAGAUGUUUUUC
Wallemia mellicola CBS 633.66 is the source of this 758-nucleotide messenger RNA. Its product is annotated as CS-domain-containing protein. The record is from RefSeq and is a predicted model, not a curated record. Bases 138 to 674 code for a protein of 178 amino acids. Gene Ontology annotation, biological process: protein folding. Gene Ontology annotation, cellular component: cytoplasm. NCBI's taxonomy places the organism in Eukaryota, Fungi, Basidiomycota, Wallemiomycetes, Wallemiales, Wallemiaceae. The transcript has 3 exons.